AUGUGUUGUGUAGUUUUAGGUGGACCAUUCCCGGAUGUCUGCCAGCGGUCACUCUACAAGGCAGCUCGCAUUCGUAUGUGCGUCAGCGCAGAUACUCCGCUCAAUAUCAAAUGUCUCUACGCUAGAAUUGCACCAUCAGCCCAGGAGUAUAAGUACCCGAUAUGGCCUCUGAAGCAUUACACGACAUCGCAAUACGAAAUAAAACCUUCCACAAUAUCAGCUCUCCUCCGUUGGUAUAUCGAAACCAUGAGCCAUAUCCGCCCUGUCACAGAGUGCUCCCCAUCGGCGAUUGCCACACCAGCUAUCUUCGGCGCCGAAAUCCUCGCCCUCGAGGCAUCCUGGGUCAAUAACUUCACCCUCGAUAUCCCUGGUGAUUUCAACUACAACCACGGUGCUCAGUCGGUACAAAAUGUGGAUUUCUGCAAUGUAACAGUGACCUACACCCAUCCAGGCUAUGACGACCGUAUUACCGUGGAGACCUGGCUGCCACGCAACUGGAACCAACGCCUACAAGCCACCGGCGGAGGAGGAUGGCGGGCCGGUCGGUUCGCCCUGUCCCAGUUCUUCAUGGGCGGCGCCAUUGGAGAGGGGUGUGCGACGACGACAACCGACGCCGGUCUCGGGGAUAAAAUGCCAGACGCAUGGGCUCUCAAGAGCCCCGGGAAUGUCAACCUCGAAUACCUCCACAACCUGGGCUACCGAUCCCUCAACGACGAGGCGAUUAUCGCCAAAGAUCUGGUGCGCUGCUUCUACGGCAUGCCUCCCGCGUACUCCUACUGGAGUGGCUGCUCGCAAGGCGGACGCCAGGGUCUCAUGCUUGCGCAGCGAUACCCGCACGCCUAUGAUGGUAUUGCGGCGUCCGCACCCGCGCAGUCGUGGCCCGAGUUUGUGACCGCGCUUUACUACCCGCUUCUUGCUCCCCUCUGGGCCGGCGAGCCGUCUCCGCUGAGCUGUGAAUUGCAGUUCCUGACGGAGGAGGCUGUGAAACACUGCGAUCCCAAGGACGGAAUUGUCGAUGGUAUCAUCUCGGAACCGGACAACUCGCUACUGGGAGACCACAUGCGGCUUAGCAGAGCGGCAGCGAUCACGGCAAAAGCAGCUUGGUCGGGCCCUAGGACUGUUGCUGGUGAUUCCUUGUGGUAUGGGGUGAGCCCAGGUUCGGACAUCUCUGGACUGGGUGUUGCGCCGGGUCAGAACAUCACGGCUAGCCCGGACGAGUGGCUCAGCUUGUUUGUGCUCAAGAACCAAAGCUUUGACAUCGCCCGUUUGAGUCACGAGGAAUAUGACUCGCUUUUCCGUCUCGCCGUCAAGGAAUACACCGAUGUCAUGGCUGCCAAUGAUCCAGAUCUUACCGAGUUCAGGAACGCGGGAGGGAAGCUCCUCACGUACCAUGGCAUGGCUGAUGGCAGCAUUCCAACAAAGGGCACGGAGCAUUAUUAUCGUGCAGUUAGCCAGUUGAUCCCUGACGUACAAGACUUCUACCGGUACUUUGAGUCUCCAGGUCUGGCGCAUUGUGCUGGCGGCUGGGGUGGACAGCUAACAACUGCAUUUAAUGCGUUGAGGAAAUGGGUGGAAAAUGGUACUGCGCCCGAGUUUCUCCCAGUGCGCGUCAAUGGGACGGAUGGAGAGCACGACUGGAUUCUGUGCCCCUAUCCAGCCAAAGCGAUCCAGCAAAGUGGAAAUGCCACCGACGUCGGAAGUCUUCGUUGCGCCCAUUGA
This is a messenger RNA of Aspergillus viridinutans, 1719 nucleotides long. RefSeq names its product putative feruloyl esterase. Lineage: Eukaryota; Fungi; Ascomycota; Eurotiomycetes; Eurotiales; Aspergillaceae. Bases 1 to 1719 code for a protein of 572 amino acids. The record is from RefSeq and is a predicted model, not a curated record. The transcript has 3 exons.